AUCCAUCCCAGGAUGGGAAUUCUUCAGAUAAAUUAACGAGCACUGAAGGUAUAUAACAUGACUAGAUUUGAUAUUCUAUAAACAAAAUUAUAUUAGUUUGUAUUUUAAUGUAAGGAGUGAUAUAUAAUGUUGCAGUUCCAUCAGAAAGUGAAGAUGAGCAGUUUUACGACUUAAGCAGUCAAGAAAGUGAUACAGUAUCUAACAAUUCCGAUCAUGUUCAAGCUUUAUUUAGAGAUUCUCGGUCAGAGAAAGCAGAAAUUGAUUCUUUUCUGUCAAGGAUUAGAAAAAUGAGUGAAAGCAAGGGGAAAUGUCAAAAAAAGCAGAGGACACAGCCUGUGCCAAAAACUAUUGGUAAGUGCUUUAAUAUUAUUGUUAUUACUAUAGUAUUUCUGAUACUGAACAUCGAUGUUUAUAUAUAUUGUGUAGACUAUGUUGAUGAGGGUAAUCCUACUUUCACAUGUGAAUAUUGUAAAGCAAAAAUGUGGUACGGCGAACGACUCGAACGGAAGAAAAGGACAAAGAAGAACCCUGUUUUCUCUCUUUGUUGUGGUCAGGGACAAGUGAAGUUGCCUCUUCUUAAAGAAAGCCCCUUGCUUAUAAGGCAGCUAUUGUUCGGGGAUGAUGAAACGAGCAAGUAUUAUCAAGAUAAUUUGAGAGCUAUUAAUAUGCUGUUCUCUUUUACCUCUCUUGGUGGAAAAGUUGACCGCUCAAUGCCAAAAGGACAUGGACCACAGCCAUUCCAACUUCAUGGUGAAAACAUGCAUUUGAUGGGAAGUAUGAAACCGGAUGAAGGUGAUUCAGCAAAGUUUUCUCAGUUGUACAUUGUUGACACUGAAAAUGAGGCUGAUGAUAGAGAUUCUGUUAUGAGGUAUAACCGUCCUAUAUUAAUUUUAAGUUCUUCUUCGCUGAAUUUAAAUAUAUUGAGACAAUUGUUGUUUGUAUUUGACAGCAAAUACAAGAAAGCUGCUGACAAGGAAAGAAAACAUAAUCUGAGAAAGAAAAUUAUCGAGCUCCUUAUAGAGAUGUUGGACGAAGUUAAUCCCUAUGUGAAGCAGUUUCGAUCUGCACGUGAACGUUUUGGAAUUUCUGGAGCAGAAAAAUUUCAUAUGAGGAUUGUGAGCAAUCGUGAGAAAGAUGGAAGGACAUUUGAUACUCCAACUGCCUCGGAGGUAGCUGCUUUAAUACCUGGUGAUUUUAAUUUAGAGAUGGAUAAGCGUGAUAUUGUUUUGCAAGAGAAACAAACAGGCUGGCUUAAGAGGAUUAGUGAGAUACAUCCAUCUUAUCUUGCACUUCAGUAUCCUCUCAUUUUUUGUUAUGGUGAGGAUGGUUUCAGACUGGGAAUAAAAAAAGGAGCCACACCAGCUACAGAGAAGCUGAAGAGGGACCACAUCAGCAUGAGACAGUGGUUUGCCUAUCGAAUGUUUGAAAGAGAUGGGGAGUGUCAUACUCUUUUGCAUUCAAAAAGAUUAUUUCAACAGUUUUUGGUUGAUGCUUUCACUACCAUUGAGACGAACAGGUUAAGUUAUUUGAGGCAGAAUCAGACAUGUUUGAGGUCUGAUGGUUAUGACUCUAUAAAGCAGUCAGAGAACCAAGGAAAAAAAGAUAUGAGUGACCAAGGACAGCGAUUUUUUCUGCCAGCUUCUUUUACCGGAGGACCAAGGUACAUGAAGAAUAACUAUCUAGAUGCUAUGGCCAUUUGCAGACAUUUUGGUUUUCCAGAUCUUUUCAUCACAUUUACAUGCAAUCCAAAAUGGCCAGAGAUUACUAGAUAUUUGUCUCAGCGUAAAUUGAAGACAGAAGACAGGCCAGAAAUUGCUUGCAGAGUUUUUAAAAUGAAGUUGGAUUCUCUGAUGGAAGAUUUAACUGAUAAUGAGAUAUUAGGGAAAACCGUUGCAUCGAUGUUUACUGUUGAGUUUCAGAAGCGGGGUCUGCCUCAUGCUCAUAUACUGUUGUUCAUGCAUCACAGUUCUAAGUUCCCUACUACUGAUCACAUCGACAAUAUCAUUUCUGCAGAGAUUCCAGACAAAUCGAAAGAGCCAGCACUUUAUGAAGUUGUGAAAGACACUAUGAUUCAUGGUCCUUGUGGAAUUGUUAAUCCGAAUUCACCUUGCAUGGAGAAUGGCAAGUGUUCUAAGCUAUAUCCGAAAUCACAUGGUGACAAAACGACUGUAAACAAAGAAGGGUUUCCAGUUUACAGGAGAAGGGAUAAUGAUCGUUUUGUUGAUAAGAAUGGUUUCAAGUGUGACAACAGAUAUGUGAUACCUUAUAACAAGGAUCUUUCACUUAAAUACAGAGCUCAUAUUAAUGUGGAGUGGUGCAAUCAAUCAGGGUCUAUUAAAUACUUAUUCAAGUAUAUUAAUAAGGGUCAGGACAAGAUUACUAUCGCUGUUGAGCCAACAAAGAGAGGAGCUUCAGAGAACAAUGAAACCGGCCAGACUUCAAAGGAAGAGAAUAAAAAUGAAAUUAAGGACUUUUUCAAGGGCAGUCUCAUUUCAUUUUUUUCCAGAUAUGUAUCUGCUUGUGAAGGUGCAUGGAGGAUUUUGAAGUUUCCCAUUCAUUACAGAUCAGUACCAGUUGAGAAGAUUUCAUUCCAUCUACCAGGGAAGCAAAUCGUUGUAUUCAAAGACGAUGACACCUUUGAGGAAAUUACAAGUCGUGUGAUGAUUACCAACACAAUGUUUUUGGGUUGGUUUGAGCUGAACAAGGUUAGUGCUGUUGCUAGGAAGCUUACUUUAGCAGAAAUUCCUACAAUGUUUAUUUGGGACAAAAAGUCGAAGAAGUGGAAAGACAGGAAACGAGGUUUCAGCAUAGGCAGAAUUAAUUAUGCACCACGUAGUAUUGAAGAAGCUUAUUAUCUACGUGUGUUGCUGAAUAUUGUUCGAGGCCCAACAUGUUUUGAUGACAUAAAAACAUAUGAGAAUGUCCUUUACCCGACCUACAAAGAGGCCUGUUUUGCGAGGGGUUUAUUAGCAGAUGAUCAAGAAUAUAUUGAUGACAUUAUCAGGACAAGCUUCUCAAGUUCUGCUUCUUACAUGCGGCAUUCUUUUACUGUCAUGCUUAUGUCCAACAGUCUAUCAAAACCAGAAAGAGUUUGGGAGGAGACAUGGGAGAUUCUUUCUGAAGAUAUUCAGUAUAAUCAAAGAAAUCAUUUUAACAGACCAGGAUUGUGCCUUAGUGAUUCUGAAAAAAAAGAAGGUGCUCUUAUUGAGAUUGAGAAGAUCUUGAGAAGUAAUGGAACUUCGCUAGAUAACUGGGAUAAAAUGCCAAAACCCUUUCGCGACGUCAACGCUUUUCAGAAUGUGUUGAUAAUGGAUGAGAAGAGAUAUGACCGAGAUGAGUUAAGAAAGGCACAUGACAGUGAUUUUUCGAAAUUAACUGGCGAGCAAAAGAAGAUAUAUGAAGAGAUCAUGGAUGCUGUUCUGAAAAAAAAAGGUGGUGUUUUCUUUGUUUAUGGAUUUGGUGGAACCGGGAAAACCUUUUUGUGGAAAUUAUUAUCUGCUGCUAUUAGAUCCAGAGGAGAGAUUGUUUUGAAUGUUGCUUCAAGUGGUAUUGCUUCACUUUUGUUACAAGGAGGAAGGACUGCACAUUCAAGAUUCGGUAUACCAAUAAAUCCUGAUGAUUUUACUCUGUGCAAUCUGACUCCAGGGACUGAUGCUGCUGAUUUGGUGAAAGAAGCUUCUCUUAUCAUUUGGGAUGAAGCACCAAUGAUGAGCAGACAUUGUUUUGAGUCACUUGAUAGGAGUUUAGCAGACAUUAUGAGAAGUGCAGAGAAAAAGCCUUUUGCAGGGAAAGUUGUUGUGUUUGGUGGAGAUUUUAGACAGAUAUUGCCUGUCAUUCACUGUGCAUCAAGGACUGAAAUCGUUCUAGAGUCUCUAAAUUCAUCUUAUCUCUGGAAACAAUGCAAGGUGCUAAAACUUACAAAGAAUAUGAGGCUACUUUCCACUGACAUGACUGCCGAAGAGUUAAAAGAGUUGGAAGUGUUUUCUCAGUGGAUUUUGGACGUGGGAGAUGGAUUGGUUGGUGAUGAUAACGAUGGUGAGGCACUAAUUACUAUACCAGAUGAGUUUCUUAUUACAGAUUCAGAUGAUCCAAUAGCAUCAAUAAGCAAAGAGAUCUAUGGAGAUGCAACAGCUCUACUUCAGAACAAAGACCCUAAAUUUUUUCAAGAAAGAGCGAUUCUUUGCCCUACAAAUGAGGAUGUGAACAAGAUUAACCAGUAUAUGUUGGAUCAACUUGAAGGUGAAGAAAAAAUCUAUUUAAGCUCCGACAGCAUUGAUCCAUCUGAUACAGGGUCUGUUAAUGAUCAGGCUCUCACUCCAGAAUUUCUCAACACUAUCAAAGCAUCAGGUUUACCAAAUCAUAAUCUCCGGUUGAAGAUAGGAUGCCCUGUGAUGUUGUUGAGAAAUAUUGAUCAUGAUGGAGGAUUGAUGAAUGGGACGAGGUUGCAAAUUAUAGAUUUGUAUGAUUUUUGUGUGAAGGCCAGAGUUAUUACCGGAAGAGAAGUUGGGAAGAUUAUUCUUCUUCCAAGAUUGUCUAUUACACCUUCAGACAAGAAGUUGCCAUUCAAGAUGCGUAGAAGGCAACUGCCUAUUUCGGUGGCUUUUGCUAUUACCAUUAAUAAGAGCCAAGGACAAUCUCUCUCAGAAGUUGGCAUAUUUCUACCUAGACCAGUGUUUUCGCAUGGGCAGCUCUAUGUUGCUAUAUCGAGAGUCACAUCCAAAAAAGGUUUGAAAAUAUUGAUAGUUGAUGAGGAUGGAAAGCCUCGGAAACAAACCAAAAAUAUUGUUUUUAAAGAGAUUUUCCAAAAUCUCUGAAGUUUUUUUUGUUUAUAGACUAUGCAUUGAUUUUUUAUUUAGAGACUAUAUUUUUGGUUUCACAACUUUGCGUGUGUGAUUGCGCUGAAAUAAUACUUGCUUGAACUUUAGGAAAAGUUUUUGCAUAUAAUAGCCAAUUUCGAGACACUCACUAAGCAAAUAUGGUUGUUUUAUUUUCAAACAUAAAUCAGUAGAUAAAUUAUAUAUUAUUCAAAUCACUUUAUUUAUCAAUAUCUAUCAAUGACUGCUGCUGUAUUACUAAAAUUUAUCAUUGAAAACGUUAAAGCGUUAGA
Molecule: messenger RNA, 5107 nt
Organism: Raphanus sativus (radish)
Lineage: Eukaryota; Viridiplantae; Streptophyta; Magnoliopsida; Brassicales; Brassicaceae
Exons: 5
Coding region: 288-4814 (1508 amino acids)
Biological process (GO): telomere maintenance; DNA repair
Molecular function (GO): DNA helicase activity
Source: RefSeq, a predicted model, not a curated record